GAAGUAGCAGUAGCAGAGGUUAAUAUGCCGGCUUGGGCGAAUGCAGUUGACCUAAUGUACCCUCGUGCGCUCAAGAUGACUCUAAAGCCAAGAGAUAUGCUAGCAGGUUAUCCUUUGGUAACCACUUUACUAUGCGUAAGCCGUAAAGAUUAUUUUGCAGCCAACUGGGUGUCUUUUUUAGAAAGCUGUUACCAGAAGUUCAGUAAGGUAAAGGAAGAAAAUAUACAAGACAAAUAUACCCGUCUGGUAACAUUGGGAUGUGUUUCGCGAUUGUUAUGGACUUAUUUAUUUCGAUGUACAGAAAGCGUCUCAGUAACGUACAAAAAAGUAGAUUCCAUUAUCAAAACAAUCUUCCCACCUUUUCGUCGAGCUAUUUAUCCUUCAGACACACCGUUAGAUCACUUCAUUCUAAUAACUUAUUUUUCACUAAUGCGGGAUGUGGAG
Messenger RNA from Mycotypha africana, 444 nucleotides. RefSeq names its product cell morphogenesis protein N-terminal. Lineage: Eukaryota; Fungi; Mucoromycota; Mucoromycetes; Mucorales; Mycotyphaceae. Gene Ontology annotation, cellular component: site of polarized growth; cell cortex. The transcript has 2 exons. The annotation marks the transcript as partial. The record is from RefSeq and is a predicted model, not a curated record. Gene Ontology annotation, biological process: cell morphogenesis.